Papaver somniferum (opium poppy) is the source of this 1184-nucleotide messenger RNA. RefSeq lists its product as uncharacterized. Bases 260 to 955 code for a protein of 231 amino acids. The transcript is spliced from 2 exons. The record is from RefSeq and is a predicted model, not a curated record. Lineage: Eukaryota; Viridiplantae; Streptophyta; Magnoliopsida; Ranunculales; Papaveraceae.
AAUAGCAACGUCACUAAUGGAAAAGGAGAGUUUUCCCAAGAGAGAGAGAGAGGAGGUCUAAUCUUAUUUGAUGAGUUUCUCAUACUCUAUCCAAAACAGCAAUCUUUGCCUUUAAGAGUAGAAACCACCAAGGAUUUUAAGCUGCAAAGCCAUUGUCAUACAAAGACAUUUUCUACUUAAUUGAUGUUUAUAUUAAUUUCAUAUAACGUUUCUUGAUCUUUACCACUAUAUAAAUGAGCUAAUAUUUAUGCCCACAUGAAUGACUCCCUCUCUCUUUCUCUGGAUUCUGGCCUGCAGCAUGAGUUUCUUUGCACAUGCAGAAGAAGAAACUAAACAUCCUGGGAAACCACUCCAUCUUUUCCGUGAAGCCCUGAAACAAGCCUUUUGCCAGUGCUGCACAUUCCGUUCAAAUUCUCCCACCUUAUUCAACAUCGAUGAGUAUGAAAUUACGGACGAUGACGACGAUGGCGUUGAUGAUGAACAAGAAGUGGUUAUUCGUGCGAUUCGAGCUCGAGCCAUGGAAGCAAGGUUGAGGCGUAAAAAUGGAUACACGACAAAACAGAACCUUCUUCAGGUCUUAAAUUCGAUGAAUACCGAGUUAAUCAAUAACCCAAAUUUGCCACAAACAGAAGAAGAAGAUGACGAGGAGAAAGAAACCUACUUCUCUGCUGGCAGUUGCUUCUCUCGGUGUUCGAGCGCAAGUGGGGAGGUCCUCUCUCAGUGCGAGGUUUUCUUCUCGCCUAGGAGUUGUUUAUCUCGCUGUUCUAGUAAAAAGGUUACAAAGACAAAGCUCUUUGAUGCUAAUGAAAGGUGUUCAAAAUCAAAAGAGCCUUGUCACUGUGAAGGAUGGCCUUUCGGGUUAUGUAAGAAGGCCAUGUUGCUUCCACCACUGCCAAAUUCUCCUUCAGAAUCAUGGUCAUGGAGGAAAGGACCACCCCACUUGGUUAAACGUUGAAAUAAAAUCAGCAGUUCCUCAAACUGGAAUAAUGAAUUAAAGAGGUUGUUGAAUUUAGGUUGUAUUUAUGGUACUAGUAACACAGUUCCAUCUCAUCUUUCUUCUAAUCUUUUCAGAUAAACAAGCUAGUAUUUUCGAGAUGAGAGCAAUUCUAAUGAUGCGUAUAUUGUAUAACAGUAAAGUUUGUAAGAAAAAUUGUAAGAAUAAAGUACAAAUGUAGCUAUUGAAA